GAAAAAAACCAUAGAAACGUUUAAACAAAGAUGGCGUCCUACUCCACUUCAAACCUCUUCUGUUCAUUUAUCUUCUUUACUGCCGUCACGACAAAAGAAAAUACAACAAGCUACAGCUUGACUGGGUUGGGCGAGCAGAACGUCACAUAUAACGUUACUGACUAUUUUACAACUACACAGACGACAGAGUUUGACUCCGCUGCAACACCGCUCCACAGCAGCACAGAGAAGGCCGUUGAACCGAGCCUCCCCCCCGAGCCGCUGCCCGUCACCGGCCGCCUGCUCACCCCCGUCACCAGCGUUGACAGGUUGUGUUCCUGUGACGAGCACAAGGAUGUGUGUGACAUCAACUGCUGCUGUGACAGAGAGUGUAGUGAGGAGGUGGCUCUGUUCACUGGCUGCUCAGUGGACACUGUCAGUGGCAACAAGCAGCUGUGCAGCCGUGAUGUAGCAUCCUACUCUUUAGGGAGUGCAAUAGAUGGCUACUCAGAGCUACAGUCGUCUGUCCAGAAGGAGACUAAUUAUGACAUCUUUUGCAUUCAGUCACAGAACCGUGUUGAUGGAGUAUCUCAUCCCUCACCCUCUCUUCCAACCGACAGCAACUUUGAUUCACUCUUCAAACAAUUUACCAGCUUUAUUUUUGGCUCAGAGGUGAACAGUGGUCCGGUGUCCACUGCAGAGCUCCAGGCCUCGUCUGGAUACCGGUAUGGGGAUGUGAUGGGGACAGCAGGAGCCAGUGGACAGAGAGGGACGUUCUGGUUGCCAGCUCCUAGUUUCACUGCUGACUGUAUGGACACAAGUCCUGCAGCGUUCCUAAAGGAUCAGAGCAGUCGGUGUUCUCGGCGCGUGGUCCUGGAGCAGGACUGCAGCACUCUACUGGCCCUCAGCAUAGACACCUACACGAACAUUCAGCUAUUUGCUGGGAAGAAUAAAGAUGCAGCAGAGGUUGUUCCUGUGGAAGUGGACUCGGUUGUCCUGCAGUCUGUAGAUGGGACUCAGACUGAGCUACAGAUAAGUGGUGGAGAAAACCUCACCCCUAUUCUCCUGAACCAGGUCCUCUGUGCUAAUGUGGUGUUGAAGGUUGUCUUUGUGAUUAAGUACAACCCAGCUGGGGAGAUAGUGAAUGUGACGGUGUCUCUGGUGCUUGGGUUUGUUCGUGAAGCUGCGCUGCCCCUGGAACAGGAGUUUCAGAUCACAUUUGUCCAGGAGGACGGGGAGGUAGCUGUCCAAUACAGUGGAAAUCCAGGUUAUGUGUUUGGACGACCUCUUGUGUCUGGAACAAAAAGAGCAGAUGGGAUUGCUAGAAGCACAGGCCCCAGAGACACACUGUCUCUUCUCCACAGUGCUGAGGACCAAGACUGUUUGCAGGGACCACAUAGGCGCUCCCCUGUCCAGUUUGGUCUGGACUCUGUGGCUGGCUGCACAUUAAGACUGGAGGAUGCUGUCAACUGCUCCCUGGUCUUUCAGGUGCUUCUCGAUGUUCUGAGAGGACCAAACUAUCCCCAGUAUGUGGCUUCCUUUGGAAACUCCCCGUUAGACUAUCCACUGGACUGGGUGCCAAUCAAGAACAACUUCAGUCCCCAGUUUGUGAGACAAAAGGAGGCUGUUAAAGUCAAGAAGGAUGCACAGAGUUGCAGCAUCCCAUUGUCACUUCACUUAGAUAUUGAAUGGACUACAUAUGGAUCUUUGGUGAACCCCCAACCUCAGAUUGUGAGCAUCAAAGAAGUAAUCCAAACCAACACCAGCAGUUUGGCCCUGUUACCUGGAGGCAGCAGCAUCCUGUCAAUCAGGAGCUCAGUGACCUUCAUACCAGUUUCUGCUGCCGCUCUUCCUGGUUACAGAGCCACGCCCACCAUCAACGCCCAGCUGCCCUUUGACUUUUUCUUCCCUUUUGUCUGAACAGUCCGUGCAGUAACAUUUACCAUGCACACUGGCACGUGGCAUUUAUGACAACAAGCACUGUUUUUUACCUUUUAACUGUGUAUUUUGUGAAUAAUGUAUGUAGGAUUUUUUAAAGAUUAUUUAUAAAAAUUUUUAAUAAACAAAAUCACUUUA
Micropterus dolomieu (smallmouth bass) is the source of this 2055-nucleotide messenger RNA. Its product is annotated as tectonic-1-like. The coding region runs from base 31 to 1899 and encodes 622 amino acids. The record is from RefSeq and is a predicted model, not a curated record. The transcript has 15 exons. Gene Ontology annotation, biological process: cilium assembly; protein localization to ciliary transition zone. NCBI's taxonomy places the organism in Eukaryota, Metazoa, Chordata, Actinopteri, Centrarchiformes, Centrarchidae. Gene Ontology annotation, cellular component: MKS complex.